This is a messenger RNA of Periconia digitata, 1437 nucleotides long. The record is from the annotation of a GenBank genome assembly. NCBI's taxonomy places the organism in Eukaryota, Fungi, Ascomycota, Dothideomycetes, Pleosporales, Periconiaceae.
UGACCAUCUGCUCCCAUGUUUCGUCAGCCCGUUCGUGUAUUUUCGUUUUUUCAUCGUUUCAUAAUGGACCCGAAUUUCUCUGCGGAUAUGGGACUGCGUUGCAAGGACAGCAAUCUUGAAGAAGCACCUCCGCCCUAUUCCGCUUGCUAUAAUUGCGAGCCCCCACCCUACACAAAGAGCCCCAUAAUCAUCACUUCCCCAAUUUCUUCCUUCAAGUCCAAGCCGAAACGCAAGUCUUUGCACCGUCAUAAGAACCCCGAUCUUUACAAAGACAAGCCAUAUUCGGCUGUCACGGUACAAAUCGAUCGCUUGACCAGCGAGCAGUACGAGGAAGACGAUAUCACCGGCCUCAUAGACUUGAUAGAAGUCAUCCGGAUUCAACAAUCAGGCCCCACGGAGGCUGCUCGCGCUCUUCGCAAGAAACUCAAGUAUGGAAACGUCCAUCGCCAACUGCGCGCCUUGGUCAUUCUGGAUGCUUUGAUUCAGAAUGCGGGGACCAGAUUCCAAAAAAGCUUCGCCGAUGAGCCUCUGCUGGAGCGCUUGAGAUUGCUAGCCAAAGACAACAUGAUCGACGAGGACGUUCGAAAGAAGGUCAACGUUCUAUUUCGACAGUGGGCGGUAGCAUACAAAUCGACAUCGGGCCUGGAGAGGAUUGCCAACCUCCACAAAGAGCUACCGCGAACAAGGCGGCCUCAGCCCCACCAAUCCCGUGUGGUCCGGGAAAACGAAGCCGAAGCCGAACGGGAACGAGAAAGCGCAGCAUCGCCGCCCGCAUCGCCCAGGACCGCCCGUCGACCCUCUCCACCAUCACACUUCCCAGCAGCCUCUACAUCAUCCGGGCGGACUGUGGCCGUGGGAACUGCUCCGACAUCAAGCUCAUUAUUCAAGAAAGACAAGAAAGACAAAAAGAAUCGUGGCAAGCCUUUCAAUCUCGAAAAAGAGAAGGGUCAGCUGCUUGAAACCAUUGCCGCCGCUACAGUUGCAAGCACCAACUUAUUGAACGGGCUUCAGCUUAUCAAUCGUGAAGUCCAGCGUGUGAGCGAGAAUGCGGAGGUCAUGCAGCGUUUCGAAACGUGCAAGCAACUCCGGCGCCAGAUUCUGCGCUACAUCCAGCUGGUGGAGUCUGAUCAGUAUCUCGGCAGUCUACUGAGUGCGAACGACGAGCUUGUCAAAGGCUUAAUGGCAUUCGAAAUCAUGGACAAGAGCAUCGAUGAUGACAGUGAUAGUGAUGAGGAGCAAGCUGCAUCGUCCAUGGCUGGCUUGAGCGUGGACGAAACGCCUCCUCCAAGGCCAGCUCGGCCGACAAGCAUACCCAUGCCGCCUGCUGGGAAACAGCCUGUUACUGAGCCAGAAGAAGAGGAAGACGAUCCGUUCGGUGACUCUCACGCCGUGAAGACGCCUUAUGAGCGCAAUGAGCCGACUUGGAGGGACGUUUAA